GUUGCCGGAAGCUGGUGGCGGCGGGGUAGGCGGCCGGCGAGAGUCCUCGGUGCAGCUCGCUACGCGGCCGGACCCGGGCCCGGACCCCGCGGACACCGCCCGAUCCCGGUGCCAAGGAUCGAGCCCGCCCGCACCAUGGCGAGCCCAAGGACCCGGAAAGUUCUCAAGGAAGUCAGGGUGCAGGACGAGAACAACGUGUGCUUCGAGUGUGGCGCCUUCAACCCGCAGUGGGCGAGCGUGACCUACGGCAUCUGGAUCUGCCUCGAGUGCUCCGGCAAGCACCGCGGCCUCGGCGUGCACCUCAGCUUCGUGCGCUCCGUCACCAUGGACAAGUGGAAGGACGCGGAGCUGGAGAAGAUGCGAGCUGGCGGCAACGCCAAGUUCAGGCAGUUCCUGGAGUCGCAAGAGGACUACGACCCCUGCUGGUCCCUGCAGGACAAGUACAACAGCAAAGCGGCUGCCCUCUUCCGGGACAAGGUGGCCACGCUGGCCGAAGGGAGAGAAUGGUCCUUGGAGGCGUCGCCCGCGCGGGACUGGACCCCGCCGCAGUCCAGGACGCUGCCCACCGCCGCCCACCGGGCCCCCGGCCAGGCGCAGACCGGCACCGCCUCCGCCGACAAGGCCUUCGAGGACUGGCUGGACGAGGACCUCGGCUCCUACCAGGGGGCCCCGGAGAGCCGCUACGUGGGGUUUGGGAACACGGCGCCGCCCCCGAAGAAGGACGAGGACCUCCUGAGCAGCGCCGUGUCGUCCCUGUGCUCGGGCUGGAGCAGCUUCGCCACCGGAGCGAGCAGGUUCGCCUUGGCUGCCAAGGAGGGCGCUACGAAGCUGGGGUCCCAGGCGAGUCAGAAGUUCUGGGGUUCCAAGCAGCAGCCAGAGCCGGCGUCAGAACUGGGCCACAGCUUGAACGAGAACGUCCUCAAACCUGCCCAGGAGAAGGUGAAGGAGGGAAAGAUCUUUGAUGAUGUGUCCACGGGGGUCUCUCAGUUGGCGUCCAAGGUUCAGGGAGUCGGCAGCAAGGGAUGGCGAGACGUCACCACCUUCUUCUCUGGGAGAGAGGAGGACCCCUCGGACAGGCCCCUGGAGGGCCAGAGCUACCAGAACAGCGCCGUGGACCGGAGCUUCUGGGAGACCUUCGGGAGCGCCGACGCGGCCAAGGCCCACAGGUCCCCGAGCAGCGACAGCUGGACGUGCGCGGACGCCUCCGCCGAGAAGCGGAGCUCGGACAGCUGGGACGUGUGGGGCGCGGGCUCCGCGUCCAACCACAGGGGCAGCGACAACAGCGACGGCGCGGAGGGCCCAGCCAAGCCCAGCGGGAGGGCGGCGCCGAGGGCCGCGCCGGUGGACGAGGGCUGGGACAACCAGGACUGGUAGCCGCACGUGUGCGCGUCACUCUCCUCCGCCUCCUUCCCCGCGGCCUGCGGGACGCCUGCUGUGACGUGAAGACAGCGCUGGGCGGGCCCUGCGGCCCGUGCCGCCCGCCCACACGGGGGACUCUGGGCUGGGGG
Molecule: messenger RNA, 1508 nt
Organism: Phyllostomus hastatus (greater spear-nosed bat)
Lineage: Eukaryota; Metazoa; Chordata; Mammalia; Chiroptera; Phyllostomidae
Gene: ARFGAP1
Product: ADP ribosylation factor GTPase activating protein 1
Exons: 14
Coding region: 136-1374 (412 amino acids)
Biological process (GO): regulation of endocytosis; regulation of ARF protein signal transduction
Cellular component (GO): Golgi membrane
Molecular function (GO): GTPase activator activity
Source: RefSeq, a predicted model, not a curated record